Messenger RNA from Xenopus laevis (African clawed frog), 1440 nucleotides. RefSeq names its product mediator complex subunit 31 S homeolog (gene med31.S). Lineage: Eukaryota; Metazoa; Chordata; Amphibia; Anura; Pipidae. The record is from RefSeq and is marked provisional.
AACAUAUUUUUAUAGGCGCAUUUAAUAAGAGCAGGCAUCAAUGAACGCAAAGCUACUGACACCAGAGAGGAAUCUGCAUAUUAUGAUGAUUUCCUGUGUGCUCCAGAUCGAGGCUUUGCACGCAUUCUAAUAUUUCUGGCGUCAGCUGAGACGUCCUUCACCGGCAUUUGAUCAUUUCCGGCUGGAUUGGUUGCUUUACGGUGUUAUUGCUGGUGAGAUUGGAGGCUAAUUUCCCUGUAGUGCUGUUAUGGCUGCUGCUGCGAUGGAGGCAGAUGAGCAACAUCGGAUUCGCUUCCAGUUAGAAUUAGAAUUCGUUCAGUGUUUGGCAAACCCUAAUUACCUCAACUUUUUGGCCCAAAGAGGAUACUUUAAGGACAAGUCUUUUGUGAAUUAUCUGAAAUAUCUGCUGUACUGGAAAGAUCCAGAAUAUGCCAAAUAUUUAAAGUACCCACAGUGCUUACAUAUGUUGGAACUGCUGCAGUAUGAACACUUCCGGAAAGAGCUGGUAAAUGCCCAGUGUGCCAAAUUCAUCGAUGAACAGCAAAUCUUACACUGGCAGCACUACUCUCGCAAGAGGAUGAGAAUGCAGCAAGCCCUGGCAGAACAGCAGCAGCAAAACAACACUUCCAGCAAAUAAAUGUGCCCAGUUGUCUCCAGACAGCUAUGUGUUUGAGACUUGCCCCUGUUCAAGCCAGUCAUGCGGGAGUCCAAGGCCUCCAUGAUUGGACUAUGACUGCAGAUGCACAUCGCUAUGAAGUUGUAGAUCAUGGUGUCAUAUAGUGACUAUGCCACGAUGGACUGUUUAUACAAGCACAAUCCCUUGCAGAUACAGUUGAAUUCUAGCCUUGAUGUGCUCUGUUGGAUCAUAGUCACUUACCCUCUGGCCAGUGACUAAGCUAUAUAACAAUUCACUGUACAAUAAAAUAAAAAUUAUACAGGCACAUCAUCGUAGAACAUAGAAGUUAGUAGCUCAUUCCAAGCUUGAAUGGCUGAUAAGAAUGUAAAUAAUUGUCAAUAUUUGUUGACAAUUGCUAGCUGGAGCACCCAGGCUGUGUAGCGUGGAUUAUUCUCCCAACAAUAUAUAAGGGUAGGACUACACGGACGUUUUCGGCGCGAUCCGAUGCGCUUUGACAAAAUGCAUGCGACGGAAAUAAGGUAAGCGAUAGAAAUGUCGGAUGAAGUCGGAGCAUUGAUACGACAUGACUGUCAGAUGCAGACGCAGCGUCUGCAUCCAACGCAGCGUCUGCAUCCGACAGUCGCGUCAACACUGCGACUUCAUGUGUUUUGUUGCAUCGGAUCUCGCUAAAAACAUCCGUGUAUUCCUGCCCUUAGUCUUAAAGAAUGAUGUUAGCCAUGUAAGAGCUUUGUUUUUUGUAUUCAUUUCCUUCUGCUUCAAAAAUGUUGUUUUGGGACCAGAAAUAAAUACAUUUUUUCACUUGC